AUGGUCGAACUUCCUGCUAUCAAUACGACACAAUUACAGAAGUGUGAGGAUAUGCUAGUAGACUUCAAGCUUGUCUCGCCACUGUCACCGCCUUACUCUCCAACCUCAGUUGCCUCGGGAAUGGCCUCAAGUACAACUAAAAUACAAAUCGAGCAUCCUGCUUCGGGCACCACCAAGCCAUCAGAUUCAUUUUCGAAAGCUUCAAUGCCGUUCAGCAGUCCUGAUGCAAAGACCAGCGCAACUCAUAGCCCAACGAACCUCCCUGAUGUACGCGCUUCUUCCACUAGAGACCAAGGAGUAUUGGUUCCAGAGGCAGGACUUCCUACUAUCCCUUAUUCUAUUCCUGAUCAUCUUAGUCGGCCCACAGGGCAUAGGAGCUUCACGAUGCUAGAAGACAGCAGCUUUGAGUCCACAGAGGCUCAGGUCGAAGAGCUUUGUCUCUUAGUUUUCGCUCUGAGUAAUGAGUGGAUGGAGAGAAUGAACCAGUCCUCUGACUCUAGUACACGCCUGAUGACAUUUUCUGCACCUGAGUUAUUCAAGAGAGGCGUUUGUUCGCUUCAGGCACUGUUCAGGGACAUUCUACCGGACAAUUUUACAGACGUUCUUGCACUACUACUCGUCGCCUGUGCUGCCUCGUAUGCUUUACAUCAGAACGAUGACCUGUACGACUGGAAAGCAUUCUUUGUUGAUGCUUUCCGGUGGCAGCACGUUCUGCAGAGCGAAAGCGAAAAAUGUAACCUCAAACAAGCAUUGGAGUGUCUGGCCUGCUGCGACGAGUUUCAGAAUAGCCUUACAAUUCAUUCAACGUCUUACAUGACUGGCCAAAAUGCAGUCGACGAUAAGAAUUGUAUUUUAGAAGAGACCGACAACUCGUCGCAAGAAGCGACGGUCAGUUCUGGGGCUUUUGGAAAAGGGCACAGGAGGCUCCAUCCACGGGAAGCUUUACAGGCAUUACGAGAAGGUGCAGUCACCAUGAGCUGUGUAACCUUCCUCGACGGCCUUGCAUAUACACGAAUUUCGGAACGCAAUAGUGCUCUCCUGCCAGGUCAUUUUGCUUGGUAUGCGCGGCAAAAAGAGAGCAACGUUCAGGAUCUAGUGGACCAUCUGAUCCGACCUCUUCAGUCUGCGAAGGGCAUCGAGGCGCUCUUCGACAUUAUAUUAGAUGCGGAAUUCCAGAUACACAUGGGCUUACUACGCGAUCCACGAGAAGUCGAAGUGGCGCUUUUAUACGCAGGCAAAUUAUACUCAAAAACAUCUCAGUUCUACGAGAGAUUCCAGGCUGUUGUCAGCCUGUAUUGCAAUUGGGCAAUGCAGCAGGUAGACUCCAAUUGGCGAUCUCCAUACUACGUGGCACAUCUGGACAACGUACUUGCCAUCGCCUUGGAGAUAGAAACCCGCCAGCAAAACAAUCUUGAUAUGCCUGCCGUGAAUUGUUGGCCGAAUGCGAGCGUUCUCGAGCUCACGCAACAAAAGAGUCCCAUGACCGGUAACAGUCAUGUCUCGUCAGCAUCACAUCGAAACUACCAAAGCUCGACUGGCACUCCUCUGACGGCCACCAGUGGAAGUACCACUAUAUCAUCUAUCUUCAGCACCUGUGAUAGUGCAGGCACAACAUCAACUAGGAUGUCACAAGCCUCGUCCACGUCCUCCAGGAUCACAACAGACCACGAGAGCCUGGAUGGGGCGCAAUCCUUGUCCGAGAUGUACAACAUUAUCAAUGGUCAUUAUUUUGAAGGUGUGGAAUGCGCUGUACCAAUCAGGCUACGGAAUCUAUGCUAG
This is a messenger RNA of Bacidia gigantensis, 1779 nucleotides long. RefSeq lists its product as uncharacterized. Bases 1 to 1779 code for a protein of 592 amino acids. NCBI's taxonomy places the organism in Eukaryota, Fungi, Ascomycota, Lecanoromycetes, Lecanorales, Ramalinaceae. The record is from RefSeq and is a predicted model, not a curated record. The transcript is spliced from 4 exons.